AAAAUCGCGGAACCUUCCUUUGUCGCGUGACAAUAGCCAUCGGAGACGGGAAAUGAGUCGCGGAUCUCAACUCGACUCCGGUGGUGCUAGCAAUUUCCAUAGACAGAAAUCGAAUUAAAUCGAUCCUGUUGCGCGAAUAACGCGCGAAUAAGGAGUGGGCAUAAGGAGAGCACGGAAAAUUUGUCCCGUGCCCAUUUGCGCCGGGUCUCUCGUUAUUAUUUCCACACGGACACGUCCGUUUCCGGGCGUGCAUAGUUAAAACGCUAAAAAAAGCGACACGUCGGUAAAUUAGAUUUCUGUCCGUGUACACGGACGGGAGUACAAAGGGUCUGUUGUCACACACGGACGGUGCGUUAGAUCGUUUGGGCAACUGUCAGUCGGUCUCCGUUGGACUCGGCGCAGCAAGAUAUCUUCGCGUUUUUAAAUGUGAUUUUACGAGGCGAUUUAUAUUUAGAUAUUAAGGACAUUUGUGAUAAACGCACUUAGGAUGGCUCAUAGCUCUCAAACCUAUGGAUCUACGGAUCAUCGAGCAGAUGUACCUGAUAUAGGAUUUAGUCCUACUGAACUCUAUAGUCUCAGUGAAAAUAUUACCACUAACAUAUAUACGAUUAACACAAGUUGGAGAACCCUGGAAAAGGCUUAUAAAAACAUUGGAACCAACAAGGAUAGUCAAGGCUUAAGAGACAAAGUACAUGUAACCCAGUUGAGUACCAAUCAGGUGGUCACGCAGACAAGCAAAGACAUAGCUAGACUAACAGUAUUGAUGAGACGUGGGGACAAGCAACAAAAAUUACAAAUUGAGAAACUUACUACAGACUUUAAAGAUGCAUUACAGAGAUAUUCCUAUAUGCAGAAGUCAAUUGUGGAGAAAAUGAAGAGACAUAUUUUAACUAUAUCUAAUAUAGAAAAUACAAUGGAUGGAGACGAUGCCGAUGAGACACAAAGCCUGCUUUUAGCACAGGAACAGCAGCAUAGAUCCACACAAAGAACGCUUGAAUUUCAACAAGGACUACUGUUAGAGAGAGAAGAGAGAAUAAAGCGAAUUGAGGGAGAUAUUUUGGAUGUAAAUCAAAUUAUGCGCGAGCUUGCAGCAUUGGUGCAUCAGCAGGGUGAUACUAUUGAUACAAUCGACAACCAUAUAGAAAAUGUGCAUGGCAACGUUGAACUGGGAGCGCAGGAACUGGUGAAGGGAAGUAAUUACCAAAGUAAAUUUCGUCGAAAAGUCUAUAUCUUGAUGUUACUCGCGAUUAUAGUUGUCAUUGUAUUAAUUGUUAUUCUAGUCACUAAAUUAAGUUAGCGCCCCUAGCCUUCGUGAUUCUUGCGAGAAGUUAAACGAAAAAGGUUGUCUCAAUCUGCUUCACGAAUUGUUUAAAGAUAAACAACCUCCUCCAAUAUAAUAUUGUUUCGCCCAUUUCUCUCAGUAUAUUGGAAAUCUAUAAUACGAGGAGAGUAUAUAGACUUAUUUUAUAAUCUGCUUACGAAUGUAUUACUAUCUUCCGCGCGCGGAGAUGUUAGCCAUUUUCAGAUUUUAUAAAAACAGUAUUUAAUAAUUUCAUACGUAAAAUAUGAAUUUUUAUAGGCUUUUUUAUUCUAUAUUUUUUGCACUCUAGCUGAUUAUUACAAUUGCUGAGGAAAAUAUGGGAGCGUUAGCACUGGCUUAGUAACAUUCUUGCCAAAUUAUACUUAUAUGUGUCUCAUAAUAUCGUGAUACUUCUUUCAAAUAAUUUUAUAUUCUGAAAACAUUAAUUCCAACCCCAUUUUUUCAUAAAUACUAUAUUGAUGGUUUGCAUGAGAAGAAACUUUACUAUAUCAUAAAUAUCAAAUGCUUUAAACAUAUUAUUGUUUUGUAUCACUAUUAUAUCAUAAUAGUGAUGUUUCUGUCAACUAAAAACCGACAAAGACUUUCAUUAAUAUUGUUUUAAUACUUUGCAAUUAUAUAUUUCACUAGCAUUACAUAUUAAUUCGGCUGUAUAUGAUGCGUAUUUUUAGUCAAAAUCUAUUUACUCAUGCCUAAUAUCAUGUGAAAAAAUAACUUUAUAAAAGAGAAGAAGAAUCUACCAACAGAUUUAUAAACAGAGAGAAAAGUAUGAUCAAGAAAGUAUGAUCAAGAAACUGCGCAAUUUAAAUGUUACAAACUUAUUGCUGCCACUAUAGAUGCCAAUAACCAUUGGCCAUAUAAUUCAUUGAACGUGUAUCUAGUGUGGCAAAUAUUAUGAUGAAUUUAUAUAGAUAAUGCAUAAAAAUCGUAUUGUUAUGCAUUUCCCAAAUUGUAAUUUUAUGUCUAUUGUAUAUUUCUUUAUACGCAUUAAAACUGAUAUCUUUAUUGCUGUAUAUCUUAUUUAUGUAAUAAAUGUAAUCCCAAUUUUAUUGAAAAUUACCAGCAAUUCAGGCACUAAUUGAUUCCUUGCAGAUAAUGGCUUAGAUCAUGUUGAUGCUUAUCAUACGCUAUAAACAAUAACACUAUAAACGCUAAUCUACGGUGAUCAUAAAUCAUUAUCAUGUUUAAGAAACAUUUCGACUAUCGAUUUAUCGUGUAAACUCGUUAUAAAUUAAUGUAUUAAAUAUGUAUUUACUGCGUUCGUGUAUGUAUUGUGAAUAAUAUCUUCACAAAAACUUUUCAGAUAAAUUAAAGCGCUGUGAAUAUAGUACGGGAAUUUUUCUAUGCAAAUAGUAUUCAUUUUCGUACUAUAUUUUUUAUGUAUUUCAAUAAAUUACACGAGACAGCUGUCAUAUAUGUUGCAUCAGUAUGAAAUAACAAUUGUCUUAAUGUCUGGAUCUUUUCUUUAAGAUUUGGGAUAUUAUCGCGAGUUUAAUUAAUCACAAUGCUUCUUCAUAAUUAUGAAUAAACUUCAUAAUUAAAGAGACGACGCUUAUUUAAGAUUAUAUAUUAGUAGGUAUGAGAUGGAGGACAAAUUUACUCGAUUGAGACAGCCAUUUUCUUACAACUAUUCGAUUCUUACAUGAUUAUUUUAGGCAUUCCGGAUGCUAAAAAUCCAACAUAUAAUUAAGGUUAUAACCUGAAUAUUGUAUAUACAACUAAUCAUUAACAUCACUUAAAUAAAUAAUACGAUGGCAUUGAUAUCAA
Odontomachus brunneus is the source of this 3085-nucleotide messenger RNA. RefSeq names its product syntaxin-12 (gene Syx13). The coding region runs from base 488 to 1297 and encodes 269 amino acids. The transcript is spliced from 6 exons. The record is from RefSeq and is a predicted model, not a curated record. Gene Ontology annotation, molecular function: SNARE binding; SNAP receptor activity. Gene Ontology annotation, biological process: vesicle-mediated transport; vesicle fusion; intracellular protein transport. Gene Ontology annotation, cellular component: SNARE complex; endomembrane system; membrane. Lineage: Eukaryota; Metazoa; Arthropoda; Insecta; Hymenoptera; Formicidae.